Aspergillus bombycis is the source of this 678-nucleotide messenger RNA. RefSeq lists its product as uncharacterized. The coding region runs from base 1 to 678 and encodes 225 amino acids. The record is from RefSeq and is a predicted model, not a curated record. The transcript has 2 exons. Lineage: Eukaryota; Fungi; Ascomycota; Eurotiomycetes; Eurotiales; Aspergillaceae.
AUGCAUCACCUCGUCAUAAUAAUUACUCUAUACCUCUCGGCCUUGGUAGCCGGAGGCGGAAUCUUGUCGAAGCCCAAGCAACCUCCAGCCGAUGAAGGUAUACCCAUGACAGACAUGACGUCUGACUCUUCCGGGGGCAUAUCCAGAACGAACAACAACGUCAACAACAAAGGAGCAUUACAUGACGAAUGCCGCUAUCUCAAGGUCAAGGUAACCUCACCCGAAGCAAGAGCAACGGCCGCAGCGCAGGAUGCCGCCAAAAAACCACGAAAGGGGCCCACUACGAUCACAACCCCCUAUCGCCAGGUCCUACUGACAGCCGAUUGCCGUCGACCGAUGUUAGACCCCAAGAAAGCACUCCCGGACGGAGACUGGAGAGAGACAACGCUGGACUUGGACAAGUGCGUUGGUUGGAAUGCACAGACACAGAAGUUGACUCCGGAGUCGGAUGGCAAGGGACUCAUGAAGGGUGACUGCUGGAAUUGCGAUUAUUUUACUCAAGUCAUGGGCAACCCUUCUAAAGGGGAAUUCGAAUGUUACUGCGAUAAUGUGGAGAAUAAAUCGAAGCAUAAGAUUCCCCACUCGAAGGAUAAGUCGCUUAAGGUCAAGUUUGAUCUUGAUUCUGUGCUGUGGGCAAGGGAUGGCCGUCUCAAUUGCCAUAAGCAUAUGGGGUCCUGA